Messenger RNA from Schistosoma intercalatum, 3543 nucleotides. Lineage: Eukaryota; Metazoa; Platyhelminthes; Trematoda; Strigeidida; Schistosomatidae. The record is from the annotation of a GenBank genome assembly.
AAACAUUAAAUGAGCGUUUAUUUGUCCAAUGAUGCCUUUACGUUUUAUAUUUCUUUCGUUCUUUAUAAGCUUUAUUUAUACACAAUCAUGUCGAGAAAGUGACUUACAAAUAAAAAGUACAAGUUGUGAUACCUCUGGAAGUAGAUGGCUUUUCAAAAUACCAAAGGAUGAUAGAAAAUGUGACCUUAACAGCUUGAGUUUACCAAGGAAAGUAGACAAUUGUGAGACAACUUGUCCAAGUGGAAUGCAUCUUAACCUAUUGUCACAGAACUGUGAGGUCUGUCCAUCCGGAACGUAUUCAACAGGUGAUAUGCUUGAAGUAACGAAAUGGGAUUCGAUGCCAGAAUUUCUGACCUCUGAUACAACGUAUGGAAGUUUAACUAAUGAAAAAUGCAACUUAACCGGUUGGUCACCUCAAGGUAAACACCUAGUUGGAAAAACAACAGGCAGUUGCACUGUGAUACUUUCAAUGAAAGUUCAUAAUCUUAAGCCUGGAACAAUAACGUUUACAUAUCAAGUUGAAGAAUAUGGAGCAUUGGCUUUCUUUAUUAUAAGAAAUGAACGAUGUACACAAUUACCCGGUGGGAGUUUUCUUUUAGGUCUUACCGGGUCGUAUGCAUAUGAGACUGUGACAUUCAGCGUUCCAGUCGGCCACAAUAUUCUUCAAUGGUAUUUACUUGUUGAAAAUGUUUAUAUACAACAAUUGUAUGGAUUAAAAGAUCCUGAAUUACAUAUUAAAGAAAUUCGUUUAACUGGAACUCCACCAGUGACUGUAUGUACGCCAUGUGCAGCUGGCAGUUUUGGACCACGGGAAAAAGCUGAUCGUUGUGAGUUAUGUCCAAGAAACACAUAUUCAGCUGAAGGAGCCGAAUCAUGUAAAUCAUGUCCAGCAGAUCAGUAUUCAGGUAAUGGAUCUUCAAGUUGUAGUCCACGUCCUCCAUGUAAGAAAGAUGAUUAUACAAGUUAUUGGACAUCGUGUGAUCAACAACAAAUGACACAACGUAAAUGGAAGUGGAUUGAACCAAAAAUAUGUGAUGAAAAUAGUGGUGUUUCUUUACCACAACCAGAGAGUCCAGUAGAUUGUCACAAGUGUCCAACUGGUACAUUUCCAUUAGAUGGUAAUACAUGUGAAUUAUGCUCAGUUGGUAUGAAGAAACAUUUAUCAAAUUUAGAAACCUGUGUUACAUGUCCAACUAAUGAAGUUCCAAUGUAUGGUUUACGUUUUGAUAAUUGGUAUCGUAUGCCGUCUAUACUGAAAUUGGACUGUUACAAUUUCUUUGGGACGAAAUGUAAUACAUGGGAACGUGAUCUAACAUUAUUACGUGGUGGAGUUGGCAUGCAUUCAGAUGAAUUGGCAACAUUGGAACUCCCAAUUAAGGAUGGUUUUAUUACAGCAUCAAUAAUUGAUUCAACUGACGAGUUUUAUUUUUAUUUUCAACCACCUAUCUCUAAUACAUUUGUACGUAUUGAAUUUCAAUUAGAUUGUGUUGGUAGAUGCCAGUUUUCUAUGAAACAAGUUUUUGUCGCUGGUAAUGAAAAAAUGAUUGCUAUCUGGGGUGGAUCAUCAAACCGAAGAAAUUUCACGUAUCAUAUAAAAGAUGCAAGUGAAGUUACAUUUAAGUGGAUUUUUGAAAAACCAAGUUCACCAAUUCAUAUACAAGAUCAUGUAAAUAUUUAUCAAAUUGAAGUAACCAAUGUAAAAAAUGAUAAUAUUAUCGGAUGUCAAACAUGUGUUCAAGGAAUUGUCAAUGGAAAGUGCAAAACUUGUCCAUCUGGUCUAUAUUAUUCAGUACAAUAUGAUGAAAUUAAUAAAACAAAUAUAAUCAAUUGUACAAAAUGUCCAAAUAAUUCCAUUGUAGUUGGUGAUGCAUCCAGUUUACAUACAGUUACAGAAGCAUGUCAUUUAUGUGAACCAGGUACAAUUGCAGUGAAUCAUAGUAUAUGUGUGACUGAUACACAACCAAUUACAGCGUCUGGUUUUCAAUAUAAUUUAACUGAUGUGAUUGACAGAGUUCAUCAUGUCUCCAGUCCAAAAAUGUUUACUCCAUCAGGAACGGGGUACUAUCAUGAAUUUCUUAUAAGUAUGGCAUAUGGUAAAACAGUCCAAUGUAUAGAGAAUUCUUCAAUUUAUGAUCAACAUACCGUGAAUGCUUCAAUUUGUCGACAUACGAGGUUUGAGGCGUCCAAUCAAAGGCGUACAGAAACAUACUCAAAACCAACAAGACUAGCUGAUCGCCUUAUUCGUAUGGUGCCCAGUAAUGUGACACUAGACUUUUGGCAAGAAGUAAACAAAAAUUUGACAAAAGCAGGCUGGAUGGAAGACAAAUUCGGUAACGAUUUACAUUAUAUAUUUGCUUCUGAUGAGUAAGUUUAAACAAAGUUAGAUUUUAUUUAAAUUUCUUAAAUAUUGAACUAUUUCAAUUCUUUCUCUCUUUAUAAAAAAAACCUGAAUGUUACAUAAGAAUAACACUGUGAUAUGUUUUAUUUAAUGAUCAAGAUCUAUGAUCCGUUGUUUUGUAAUUCUAGUCAGAGCAUUAUUAUCUUUUAGUAUACUGAAUAAGGAUGAGUUUAAUUUUACUAAUUAACAAGUAUUUAAUUCAAAGGCUUCAUUAACUACUGAAACGAAUCAAAAUGAAAUUGAUAUAUCAAUGUUGUGACUUGAAGGAAAUGUUGAUUACUACUUAUGGUAUAAUGUUUACUUUGAUUGCUUAAUAACUAGCAUUGACUAGUUAAUACAACGGUAAGAGACUGCUAUCCCAAUACAAGAAAGAAAAGAAGACUGUAGAAGUGGAUGGAAUUAUUCAUGAGCCUUUAAUUAAAUCAUAUCCAGAAGUACAAAUUAUACAUUAUUUUAAAUAUUUUAGUCAAUAAAUUAACUUGAAUGAAUGAAAUGAACCUAAUGUGAAUCAAUAAUCUAAUGUAUGUAUAGAAUUUGCAAAAUCAAUAAUUUAACUAACUUACCUAAGAGACAUAACUCAUCUAUAAAUUAUUAAUUUGUUUCUUUGUUACCAUCUACUAACAUUGUAAAUCUGAAUUAAGCAAUUAUUUAUCAAAUAAAAAUUUAGCUUUUAAAUUUCAGUUUUAUGUGAGUCAAUAAAAUUUUUAUUUAUUUGGCUAAAAGAAUAUGAAGAAUAAUAAGGAAUGGACAGAGUUUUUCUAUCUCAUCCACCUACUCACCAAUACGAUAAAAAAACACGUUUGUUUUUACUAUGAAAAUAAAGUUAUGUAAUCUUAUAAGCGGAGAUAGAUGGUGGAUAGUAGUGAAAUUCACGACGCACGUUUCAUUCUAUGUGGAACUUGUUAGAUGGAUGGAUACGGAUACAAAUAACAGACUUGUCAAUUGCAGUCUUAAACACCAAUGAGAAGAUUCAAACAAACAAUAUAAAAACGAAUUUAAACUUCACCUCAUUGCACAAGUUAGUGGCCAUCAGGACUUAGUAGCUAAGUGGAUGACGUGAUGGCGUUUGAAGCGAAUGUUACUGGGUUCGAGUUUCGGAGAGAACAUCAACUGUGGAAUGCAGGUCAGUCAAGCUGAAGCUUUCC